Ixodes scapularis (black-legged tick) is the source of this 1056-nucleotide messenger RNA. RefSeq names its product glycine receptor subunit alpha-2. Gene Ontology annotation, molecular function: neurotransmitter receptor activity; chloride channel activity; transmembrane signaling receptor activity. Gene Ontology annotation, biological process: chloride transmembrane transport; regulation of membrane potential; nervous system process. The record is from RefSeq and is a predicted model, not a curated record. The coding region runs from base 1 to 1056 and encodes 351 amino acids. Lineage: Eukaryota; Metazoa; Arthropoda; Arachnida; Ixodida; Ixodidae. Gene Ontology annotation, cellular component: synapse; neuron projection; membrane. The transcript has 5 exons.
AUGUACAAGGAACGUCCACUUCGGCAGGACUAUGGCCUGGACGCGUAUCUGGAGCAGUCCUGGCUCGAUCCCAGGCUCAACUUGCUGCGUUUCGGCAUCAACGAGACGCUAAUGCUCAGCGGAGAAACGCUGACGGCGCGGCUCUGGAAACCGGACCUGUUUUUCGUGAACGCCAAGGACGCGGCCAUCCACAGCAUCACGGCCCCAAACGAGCUCGUCAAGAUUGAUCCAGAUGGGACAGUGCUGUACGGCGUGAGGGUACGGCUCAAACUGUCCUGUCGGAUGGACUUCAGGCUGUUCCCAUUGGACAAACAGAGGUGUCCAAUGAUCAUCAGACCUUAUGCCCAAAAAACGGGACAGACAAGGAUAUCGUGGGCGCGCCAGAAUCCCCUGACUCUAGAAUUUGAGAUACAGAUGGAGGAGUUCGACCUCAUUGAGUUUCACACAGGGGCCUAUGAGGAAAAACGACAGCUGGGGACCUUCAGCUGCCUGAACGCCACGUUCGUCCUCUAUCGGCGCAUCCACUACCACCUGAUCCAGUCGUACUUCCCGACCUGCUUGGCCGUCUUCAUCUCCUGGGUGGCCUUCUACAUCACCAUACACCUGCCCCAGAUCCGCUUCGCCCUCGGCGUGGUCACCCUGUUCACCGUGCUCUCCAUAGCCUCUUCCAUCCGGGCAACCAUGCCGCGCGUGACCUACGUCAAGGUCAUCGACGUGUGGAUCACCGCCUGCAUCAUAUUCAUCUUCGCGGAGCUCGCGGAAACCACGCUCGUCAACUACUUGAUCCGCGUGAGGCUCAGACCCGCUGUCAUGCGCAGGGUGGACUUCGGCAUCGCCAACCUUAUCCACCAAAUCAGAUACGGAUACCCGACGGACGACUUUCUGCUCAAGAUGGACACGAGCAGCAAGCUGGAGCUUCAUCGCAACGUGAAGCGGGCCGAAGCGAUCGACAGGGCCAGCCGCUACCUGUUCCCACUCUGCUUCGCCUUCUUCAACCUCGUCUACUGGCUCUAUUAUUCCGCCAAGGAAUACGAAGUCGAAUACCAUAACGCUUGA